AUGGAAAACAAUUUUGAAGAAAGAAUAUUUCUUCCAUCAUCGCUUAUCAAAUUAGUUUUCAGUGUAUCAAAACUUUUCGAACUUUCAAGUUACAAUGAAUUUUCACUGCUGGAUACAUUAGAAUUUGCAUUAAAUGCAAAAUAUAAUUUAAUUAAUGACAGAGGAACAUUCGAUGAGAAGGAAAUGGCCAUAUUCAUUUUCAAUGUCAUUCUUAUAACCGUGAAGUUCAACACAGCCAAUCCAAAUACGAGAAAUGAAUUGCAAGCAGUUAUGAAACAGCUUGGGAUAGAAAAUAAAGAAUCCAUUGAACAAGAAUUCGAAACAUUUUCCUUAAUGAAUUUCAAGAUUCUUGAUCCUUAUGUUGUCGAACUGAUUUUUAAUUUAGUUGAAGUGCAUCUCUCAGCCUUUCAAGGAAAAAAUGAUGUGUUCGAAAAGUCAUUGGAUAUUUUACGGAUAGCCUACUUCAAUCGGAAUGCUAUUUACAUUAAAUUUACAGCUGGUUUGAGUACAACGGAAACGAGCAACUUGAAAAAUGAUCUGAAAUUAUUUUCUUCAUCGAUAUUUAUUGCCACGCUAAAAAUUUUCAAAUUUCCAUUUCAAAAACAGAAUGAAAUUUUUGAAAAAUUAACUAAUGAAGAUGAAGGAGGGAUUCAAAGUGCACAAAACCUCAAUAAUUUGUCAAGUAUAGUUUUUGAAGUAGCUAAGCAACCAUAAAAUUUAUGAUUAUGUGUUUAAAAUUGAUUGGUAAAAUCUUAUUAUUGAAUAAAGUACAAACGGUAA
Clunio marinus is the source of this 780-nucleotide messenger RNA. Lineage: Eukaryota; Metazoa; Arthropoda; Insecta; Diptera; Chironomidae. The record is from the annotation of a GenBank genome assembly.